AUGUCCAAGGAGAUACGCCACAUCGCCCACUGGAAGCACCCCCUGGUGCUCCGCGACACCGGCGGCAGCUUCCGCUGCGACGGCUGCAGCUGCCUCGGCGUAGGCUCACACUACCGCUGCGACCUCUGCGACUUCGACCUGCACGAGUUCUGUGCCACCUGCCCGCCGGCCGCGACCUUCGCCUUCCACGGCCAGCAUCCGCUCACGUUCGACCGAGCCGGGCCCAUGGAUGGUGCCACAUGCGACCUGUGCGAGCAGUCCAUCCAGGGCACGCUCUACGGCUGCCGCACCUGCAAAGUCUGCGUGCACCCUAUUUGCUCUCAGCUGUCGGCCACGGCCCCGUCGCCCAUGCACACGGCGCACACCUUCGUGCUCGCCGUCGGCGCGCCGGUCCCAUGCACGCUAUGUGGCACCAACUGUUUUGGGCGCUACCAAUGCGUUCCCUGCAACAUCUACUUGCACCCCAGGUGCUUGCUCGGGACUGACGUCGAUGCUCGCAAAGAUGUAGCAGGUCCUGCCUUUGAUGAAUCGAUCUCUCCGAUAUUGCUGCCGACUUGGCAGGGCCACUAUGCAGGGGCCAGCGCGAUGAUCCGGAUGGGUCACAGCAUGGCCGAUCUGGCAUGA
Lolium perenne is the source of this 624-nucleotide messenger RNA. RefSeq lists its product as uncharacterized. NCBI's taxonomy places the organism in Eukaryota, Viridiplantae, Streptophyta, Magnoliopsida, Poales, Poaceae. The record is from RefSeq and is a predicted model, not a curated record.